UAUUCACACCUACAUGGACGCAACUCAGAUUCGACCGGACAAUCUAGACCUUAAACCAUCAACAUCAUUGAGCCUGGAGUAUAAAUUACAUUCGGUUUCUUUCGAGUCGCCCAUCUUUUUGUCACUUCCGCAUCUUAGAACCACCACACCGGAGCAAUGUUUCGCAAAAACCCCCCGCCAAAAUCCGAGGUCAAGAACGCCUCGGACCCCGUCCUCAUCGUCGGCGGCGGCCUAGCCGGCCUCGUCGCCGCAUUUGAACUAUCCCGCCGCAAUAUUCGAACCAUUAUCCUGGACCAAGAAAAUGCAGACAACCUCGGCGGGCAAGCCUUCUGGUCACUAGGCGGCAUCUUCUGCGUCAACUCAGCCGACCAGCGCAAGUUCGGCAUCAUGGACUCGCGCGAGCAAGCUAUGUCUGACUGGAUGAACUCAGCGCGCUUCGACCGCGACCGCGAUGACCAUUGGCCGCGGCAGUGGGCUGAGGCGUUUGUCAAUUUCGCUACGGAUGGGAUGGAGAAGUAUGUGAAGGAUCGGGGCAUGUCGUUUUUGCAGGUGGGCUGGGCAGAACGCGGGGAUGGCCGAGCUGGGGGACAUGGGAACUCAGUGCCCCGCUUUCAUUUGACUUGGGGUACCGGGCCCGAGGUGGUGAGAGUUUUUGCUGAGCCGGUGAAGAAGGCGGCUGAGGAGGGAAUAGUAGAGUUUAGGUUUCGGCAUCGGGUUGAUGAGAUUAUCAAGGAUGCGAGUGGUAGGGCGAUUGGGGUCAGCGGCAAGGUGUUGGAAUCUAGUGAUGGAGUGGCGAGGGGAGUCAAGUCAUCGAGGACCGAGGUGGAAGCUUUCACCAUCUACGGCACGUCCGUUCUGAUAUCCUCUGGCGGUAUCGGCGGAGACGUCGAGAAGGUCAAGAAGGCUUGGCCGCUUGACCGACUGGGGCCCAAAGUGCCUGAGAACUUCGUCGUCGGUGUUCCAGCGCAUGUUGACGGCCGCAUGAUUGAGAUUGCGCAGAAUUCAGGCGCCAAUGUCGUCAAUGCCGAUCGCAUGUGGCACUACACCGAAGGUCUCGCCAAUUGGAAUGCCAUUUGGCCCAACCACGGUAUCCGUGUUCUGCCCGGUCCAUCAUCCCUCUGGCUCGACGCCACUGGCAAGCGACUCCCAGCGCCCUGCUUCCCCGGAGCCGAUACCCUCGGAACCCUGAAACACAUAUGUUCAACCGGCUACGACUACACCUGGUUCGUGUUAGACCGUUCUAUCAUCGCCCGCGAAUUUGCCCUCUCGGGUUCGGAGCAGAACCCCGAUAUCACGGGGAAAAGCUACAUUGGUCUGCUGAAGCGCCUAUUCAGCCCUAACGGCACCGUCCCCGUGCAGAACUUUAUGAAGCACGGCCGCGACUUUGUCGUCCGCGACACCCUCGAGGACCUUGUCGUGGGAAUGAAUGAGCUGGCUGCCACCGUUCACGGACCAGAGAUCAGAUACGACGAGAUACGGAAGCAGAUCGACGAUCUGAAUUUGCAAUUGCGCAAUUCGUACGCUAAAGAUGCCCAAGUCAUGCUCAUUCAUAAUGCGAGGAACUACACGCCUGACAAGUGGGGUCGCGUGGCCAAGAAUCAUAAUUUGAUGGAUCCGAAGCAUGGGCCUAUGAUUGCUGUGAGGAUGAAUUUGCUUACGAGGAAGACGCUGGGGGGAAUCGAGACGGAUCUUGAUUCAAGGGUUGUGAAGCCCGAUGGCGAGAGGUAUGCUGGAUUAUACGCGGCCGGCGAGGCGGCCGGUUUUGGGGGUGGAGGGGUCCAUGGGUACUCGUCUCUAGAGGGCACGUUCUUGGGAGGCUGUAUUUUCUCGGGAAGGGCGGCUGGUAUUGCCAUGGCGAGGGAGGUUCUGGGUGAGAAGGAGGAUGAGAGCGCGAGGGCGAGUUUGUAGGUGAGAUGUGGACUGAUGAACAUGCGACUCCUGUGGAUGAUGAAUACGAUGUGAAUAUUCUGGCUAUCUUAGACAUUUUGGAUGUGGAUAGCAUUGCUACCGAACACUUUCCCUCACUCAAGUACGAUGUAGCAUGUAAGCCCGGCCUCACGGAUUGAAUCAAACUUCUGCAUACGUAU
This is a messenger RNA of Pseudomassariella vexata, 2087 nucleotides long. Its product is annotated as FAD binding domain-containing protein. The coding region runs from base 157 to 1908 and encodes 583 amino acids. NCBI's taxonomy places the organism in Eukaryota, Fungi, Ascomycota, Sordariomycetes, Amphisphaeriales, Pseudomassariaceae. The record is from RefSeq and is a predicted model, not a curated record. The transcript has 2 exons. Gene Ontology annotation, molecular function: oxidoreductase activity, acting on the CH-CH group of donors.